AUGGAAAGGAGGCCAUGGAAAAACGGUGAAUCGCUGAUACUUCCACUAGGCUUCAAAUUUGUACCCACUGACGAAGAAUUGAUAGCCUAUUACUUGGCUGAAAAGAUGAGAGAUCCCACUCUAAAAAUUGAUAUAAUCACUGAACUCAACAUCUACCAAUUUGACCCUGAGCAGCUUAUAGAAAAAUAUAGACACACAAGUGAGAAAGAGCAAGAGUGGUAUUUCUUUACCCCAAGGGAUCGAAAAUAUCCAAAGGGGAACAGGCCAAAGCGUUCUACAACCAAUGGAUACUGGAAAGCAACUGGUGCAGACAAAGAUAUUAAGGAUGGAAAUGGAGAGAACAUUGGUGUUAAGAAAUGUUUAGUCUUUUACAAAGGAUUAACUCAAAAAGGAACAAAAACUAAUUGGAUCAUGCAAGAAUACAGAAUUAAAGAACAUCAAAGGGCUAUAAAUGAUGAAUCGGAUCACAUGAAGUUGGACGAUUUUGUAUUAUGCAAAAUAUAUGAGAAGAAACGUGGUAAUUCCAAUAGGAACAAUGCCUCCACAGUUGAAUCUUAUGAAAGUGAUGAAGUUGAGGUUGAUGUUGAAGGUGAUGGGUUUGAAGUUAAAGAGGAAGAGAAAGGGCAAGGACAAGGUGAAGCAGAAAAUAGAGAGGAGGAAUUUAUAUAUCAAGCUAGUGAAGGUGCGAAGAGAGUGGAUAAUGGCAUAUCUCAAGCUUAUGUGAGUGCAGAAGAAGUGAAAAAAGACAUAUUUGCAGCCAUCAACCAGAUGAUGAUUUCUGGCUAUAAUAGUUACUUGCCUCCCCUAGACCCCUUUAAUUACACAGACGGUGAAUUGCACUCAAGCCUUUAUUCGACAUACACCUCAUUUUACGUAGGCAAUGAGUUUGAACCAGCUCCAACAAUGCAUUUCCAAGAUCUUCCUCCAACAAGCACAUCAUUUAACAUAGGCAAUAAUUUUGUACCACCUCGAACAAUGCCCAUGCAGAAUCUUCCACCAACUCCAACAUACACUUCAUUUAAUAUGGGCAACAAUUUUGCACCAACUCCAACAUACACAUCAUUAAAUAUGCAGAGUCUUGCACCACAAUAUGGGAUGCCAAUACAGAAUGUGGAUCAGCGUUCUAAGCAUAUGAGCAAGAGACAAAGAAACCCUUGA
Molecule: messenger RNA, 1158 nt
Organism: Nelumbo nucifera (sacred lotus)
Lineage: Eukaryota; Viridiplantae; Streptophyta; Magnoliopsida; Proteales; Nelumbonaceae
Source: RefSeq, a predicted model, not a curated record